This is a messenger RNA of Racocetra fulgida, 1955 nucleotides long. Lineage: Eukaryota; Fungi; Glomeromycota; Glomeromycetes; Diversisporales; Gigasporaceae. The record is from the annotation of a GenBank genome assembly.
UUAGUACACAGACUGCAGAUCGUAAACGUCAAGUUUUGCCUACUAAUGUUAGACCAACUCAUUACGACUUGACUUUGACUCCGGACCUUCAAUCCUUCACCUUUAAAGGAACUGAGACUGUCAACCAAAAUGCUGUAGAAAUUUCUCAUGAUACUCAUAAGCAGACUGUCACUCUAACUUUUCCUGAGAAACUCCAUGCUGGUGCUAAAGCUGCUUUGCAUCUUGAAUUUACUGGGAUAUUAAACGAUAAAAUGAAUGGUUUUUAUCGAAGUUCUUAUAAAGACACUACGACUCAAUUUGAAGCAACUGAUGCACGCCGUGCUUUUCCUUCAUGGGAUGAGCCUGCAAUUAAAGCAACAUUCGACAUCACUUUGAUUGUUCCAUCUGAAUUGACUGCUUUGAGUAAUAUGAACGUGGUCUCCGAGACUCCGCAUGAGGUUGGUGAUUUGGCUUAUGUUGAGGCUUCUACUACCGGCAUUCAUAAUGGUGGAAAACCUGUUUUGGUUCGUUCUUACGCGACAAGAGGCAGCGAACAUCUCGGUCAAUUUGCUUUGGAUGUUGCUGUGGAGGUUCUGGAAUACUUUGCUGAAGUUUUUGGCAUUCCAUAUCCACUGCCAAAGUGUGAUAUGGUUGCUAUUCCGGACUUUGAGGCUGGUGCUAUGGAAAAUUGGGGUCUUAUUACUUAUAGAACUUCUGCUAUAUUAUUUGAUCCUAAAGCAUCCGAUGCCAAAUUCAAACAACGUAUUGCAUACACUGUUUCUCAUGAGUUAGCCCAUCAGAUUUUUGAUGCUAUAAGUUACUACAAAGGUGCAUCUGUCAUCCGCAUGUUGAGUAGUUACAUAGGAGUAGAUGUUUUCUUAUCCGGAGUUAGACGAUAUUUGAAACGUUACGAGUAUAGUAAUGCUAGCACUGAUGAUUUAUGGAAAGCUUUAACCGAAGAAAGUGGAACCGAUGUCGGCCAAUUCAUGACCGGGUGGACCAGGGUUGUUGAUGAAUUGGAAUCUAAAGUCCUUACUACAAAAGAAACUGAGUUGAGCUUGCCACACGGUGCUGAUUUUUAUAAAUUUAAUUCUCGUGUAACUGGUAUUUUCCGUGUAAGUUAUACACCUGAACGAUUGGCAAAAUUGGGUCAUGCUGUCAAGCAAGGUUUACUUGAUACUAGUGACCGUGUCGGAUUAGUUGCUGAUGCUGGUGCUUUGGCGACAAGCGGUUAUGCAAAAACGAGCGGUUUGCUAAAUCUUAUUAAUGAAUUCGAUAAAGAAGAUAAAUAUAUCGUGUGGUUUGAACAACCUGAGCCUGUAUACCAAGGACUUCUAGCCUUUCAACGUCAUUUAGUUUCAAAAUUAGUACCUAAAUUAGGUUGGGAAUAUCCCGAAAAAGAGGACUAUUUAAUCACUAUGUUGAGAACUUUAGUAAUUAAAGUUGCUGGAAGAUCUAAAGAUCCUGAGGUUGUUAAGGAAGCAUUCCGUAGAUUUGAGUUGUUUACAAAAAAAAAUGACAAAUCUGCCUUACAUCCUAAUAUUCGUGGAUCCGUCUACGAAAUUGUUCUUGGUAAUGGUGGUGGUGCAAAUGAAUUUGAUGCAAUUUUGAAAAUCUAUCGCGAAGCCGAUACUGUAGAUCAAAAACUUGUCGCUUUAACUGGUCUUGGAUUCGCUCAACAUGAAGAUUUGAUUAAACGUGCUUUAAACUUUUCCCUAUCAGAGGAAGUUAAGAACCAGGACAUUAUUUAUGCAUUCUCUGGCUUAUACGCAGCUAUAAUUAAAUAUGGUACCGAUGCUUUUUCAACUGACGCUGAUCUCAAAGAUGUUGAAAACUUCUUUUCUAACAAGAAUACUAAAGACUAUCUAAGACCUUUACAACAAAGUCUAGAAAGCAUUCGUGUCAAUACUGCUUGGUUAACACGUGAUAAAGAGGAUGUUGAAAAUUGGUUGAGAACUAAUGGAUAUUUGCAAUGA